GUGUGUGUGUGUGUGUGUGUGUGUGUGUAUGUGUGUAUGAGAGAGAGAGAGGAGACCAGAGCACCACUCUGGUGCUCUGAAGAUUAAACUGGGAGUCUUAGGUAUGUAAACCCUGUGCUCGGCCAACUGAGCUAUUUCCCAGGUCACCAAAUCUUCACUUUGUAUGUGGAUCAAACAGUAAUCUAGGAUCACUUGGAAAGAAAGAAAAAAAAAAAACUAAGUCCUAAAUAAUAAAACCUUCUCAUUCUGUGAGGGUGGAAUCCUCUGACCUAGCUCUCUCCCUUCAUGGACAAGUGUGCAGCAAACUCUAAAAAUUUGAUAAAUAAUGUAUCUCCAAAAAGUCAGGUUUAUUAGCCACAACAAUUUGAUUUUCCUGAAAAUCUGCCAGCCAGAAAAUUCUUGCUUUUCUCCACUUUCAUUGCUGCCUCUGAACCAGCUCUCCCCAUAGCAACUGACAACUCUGAGCUGAGCUGAACUGAAGUAAUCCGCUGAGCUCCCAGUGCACAGCCCAGGAAUCUUAAAAACAGAGGACCUUAUUACCACGAAAUACUCUCUGAGAUUUCAAAGGCUGCAGUGUUCCAGAGAAAUAGUCAUUUUUCUUUCUCCUGAAGUUGAAUGACAAGACCUGUCCUGCAUCCUGGUCCUGUGACUUAUCCCAUCCCAAGAUAAGCAGAAAUUCCUCUAGUUACAAGUUAAUGCUGUGAACACCAACCCUUCCAUCUCCAUCAAGACAAGAUCUGAGGUCAAGACAAAGUGGAAAUGUGUUUGUGGACCAAACUUUCCAUGUUCUGGGUGCUACUAUUCCUUCUCCACUUGGUUCCCUCGGCUGAGACAGAAAAUCGCUCUACCCAGGGCAACAGAGGCCCUUGGAAUCCAGACCAAGUGGUUGAAGUACUAGGGCUUCUCUCUGCUGGGAACCACUCGAGAAACCUCAUCAGGACGUUGUUGGAGAAAGCCGGGUGUCCAAGGAAGAGAAGCACAACGCAAGGAGAUUGUAAUCUGUGCUUUGAACCGGAUGCUCUGUUAUUAAUAGCAGGAGGAGAUUUCGAAGAGCAACUCAGAGAGGAAGUAGUCCAGAGAGCUUCUCUCCUCCUGCUCUACUACAUUAUUCAUCAGGAAGAAAUCUGCUCUUCAAAGCUCAACAUGAGUAAUAAAGACUAUAAAUUUUACCUACACAGCCUUCUCAGACUCAGGCCGAAUGAGGAUUCCUACUUCCUUUCCCAGAAUGAGACAGAAGAUAUCUUGGCUUUCACCAGGAGGCACUUCGAUACCUAUAGAAGUCAGUGUAUGGAAACCAAAAUGUUGCAGGAACUGUCUGGAAUACUGAAUAGAGAGGGUGCUGACGAAGAUACACUUCCUCGCUUGGCGGCAACAAUCAUUGCUCUGUCUCUCCAAGGUGUUUGUCUAGGAAAGAAGAACUUGCUUUCCCCAGAAUUUUUCAUGGAAUAUAUUUUCAGUUCCUUAAAUAGUACAAAUGUUCUCCACCUAUCGGAACUAGAACUACUUCUUCAUACUCUCUGGACCAGAAAUUCCUGUAUUAGGAAGUAUAAUAUCCACCAACUUCAGAGGAAGCAAAGCAACAUUAGCAUUCAUGAUAAGGGCUACCCUAAUCGAGCUGAAUUCAUGGACACAGUGUCAGAUAGUGGCACAAAUUCCUGGCAUCAGACAUGUUUCUCUGCUAAGCAGCUGGUGGAGAUAUAUCUGCAGAAUAGCCUCUCGCCCAUUUCUAAGGAAGACUUUAAGCAAAUGAGUCCAGCCAUCAUCCAGCAGCUGCUCAGCUGCCCUUGUCACCUACCCCAGGACCAACAGGCAAAACUGCCACCCAGCACCCUGGAGAAAUACGGCUAUAGCACAGUGGCCGUGAUUUUGCUCACGAUGGGCUCCAUGCUCGGGACCACACUCAUCCUUUUCCACAGCUGUGAGGAGAACUACAGGCUUAUCUUACAGCUGUUUGUGGGCCUCGCCGUAGGGACACUUUCUGGGGAUGCUCUCCUUCACCUCAUCCCUCAGAUUCUUGGUUUACAUAAGCAAGAGGCUUCAGAGUUUGAACACUUCCAUGAAAAUAAAAACCACAUUUGGAAACUCUUGGGAUUAAUUGGAGGAAUUUAUGGAUUUUUCUUAAUAGAAAAAUGUUUUCUUCUUCUUGUAUCACCACACGCUGAGCAGAGUAUGCGAUUGGCUAAUGGUCAUGUGGGACACCCCCAUCAUCUUGUGCUCAACUCUGAAUCAAGUGACCAGACAGAAAGAGGAAAAUCUGCAUCAACUAUCCAGUUGAAAGGCCCAGAAGAUUUACAGGCAGCUGAAAUCCAUAUAUGCAGCAUGACAGCCUCCAGCAGAAAAUGCAAAACCAUUAGCUUGUUGGCAAUUAUGGUUCUGGUUGGGGACAGCCUGCAUAAUUUUGCAGAUGGCUUAGUGAUCGGAACAGCCUUCUCAUCUUCCUCAGAAUCAGGAGUGACCACAACAAUUUCAAUCUUGUGUCAUGAAAUCCCACACGAAAUGGGAGACUUUGCUGUGCUCUUAAGCUCCGGACUUCCUGUCAACAGUGCCAUCCUGAUGAAUUUCAUGAGUGCUCUGACUGCCUUCCUGGGCCUGUACAUUGGCCUUUCAGUGUCAACUGAACCAUACGUUCAAAACUGGAUCUUAACAGUCACUGCUGGGAUGUUCUUAUAUUUAUCCUUGGUGGAAAUGCUUCCUGAAAUGACUCAUAUUCAAACACGGCGGCCCUGGUUGAUGUUUGUCCUGCAAAACUUUGGACUGAUCGUAGGUUGGCUUUCUCUCUUACUCUUAGCUAUAUAUGAACAAAAGAUUACAAUUUAAGUUGAGCCUCAAAAUCCCAUCAAAAAUUAACUUCUAUGUGGCCUCAUUUUAUUUUCCUUUGUUUUACUCUGUGGUGAUUUCUAAGUUAUUAUUUAUCUUAGGCAAAGCUUAUGUCUGUUAGCUUAUUAAUUUAUAAUUUGACAGUGUAAUUCUGCUCUUGCAAUAUGGAAGUUCCAGGUUGUCCUUAACUGAAAACUCUUUUUAAUCUCCAACACUAUCAUUGGAACUAGGGCUUUUUAAAAGUAAUGACUAAUUUCUAAAUUGUUUCUUUUUUUAAUUAAAAACUUUAAAAUUUUAGUAGUGAUUUAAUGUUAAUUUACAAAAUCAAUAUUAAAUUAUACCCUCUUAACAGGGGUAUAAUUCCAUACCAUUCCCACUGAAUUAUUUCUACUCUACAAAAAUUUUUAAAAAUUGCUGUUUCCCUUAAUAAAGAAUAUUUGUAGUCUUAGAAGUAGAAGUCUAAGAAGUGGAAGUCUAGUCUAAAAAUCUACUGCAACUUCUUUCAUGUCAAUAGUGUAUUUUUUUUUCUGUAAGACUAUAAACCAUAAGUAAACCUAAC
Molecule: messenger RNA, 3376 nt
Organism: Erinaceus europaeus (western European hedgehog)
Lineage: Eukaryota; Metazoa; Chordata; Mammalia; Eulipotyphla; Erinaceidae
Gene: SLC39A12
Product: solute carrier family 39 member 12
Exons: 14
Coding region: 760-2817 (685 amino acids)
Biological process (GO): intracellular zinc ion homeostasis; zinc ion import across plasma membrane
Cellular component (GO): membrane
Molecular function (GO): zinc ion transmembrane transporter activity
Source: RefSeq, a predicted model, not a curated record